Messenger RNA from Rubroshorea leprosula, 1178 nucleotides. The record is from the annotation of a GenBank genome assembly. NCBI's taxonomy places the organism in Eukaryota, Viridiplantae, Streptophyta, Magnoliopsida, Malvales, Dipterocarpaceae.
ACAUUCCAAAGGCAUUAAUAUCCCUCCCCCCCUUCCUCCGCUACAGAAAGCAAAGAGAUGGAAAGCUUAGGCACUCCCACCCACUCAUUCCCUCAAUCAUAAUACCACACACCGUCCACCUUUAUUUCCCAGCGUUUUCCUUACAAGAACCCAAAAUCUACUAUCCUUCCUAAUUCCCAGUUUCCACUUCAUUGUCUUUCUCUCUCUCUCUCUCCUCCCUCGCCUUCCCCGACCAGACUAGUCCUUUCAGAUUUUUGUAUCUUUCUCUCCUCUCCAAAACCAAUAUAAUAUUAUUUUUUUCCCUCUUAUUUUGUCUUUCUACUUGUUUCUCUUCAAUUUGGGUUAAAUUUUCCUUGAUCUGGAGAUAUCAUAUACUCUCCAACUAAGCAGAAAAGAAAAAAUGUCAGUAGAUUUGGCAUCAUCAGAACGUGUGUGUUAUGUUCACUGCAACUUCUGCAACACCAUUUUAGCGGUGAGUGUUCCAUGCAGCAGUAUGCUCACCAUUGUGACAGUUAGAUGUGGGCAUUGUGCCAAUUUGCUGUCUGUAAACAUGGGAGCUUUACUUCAAGCUGCUCCUCCCCAAGAAGCCCAGUUGCAGAAACAGCAGAUAAACUGUCAAGAUUCGAAUGAAUUUGGUUCUUCUUCCAAAUCCAACAAGUUUUCUGGAUUUGAGUCCUCAGAGCACAACAAUGAUGCCCCCAGAAUGCCUCCCAUUCGCCCACCAGAGAAGAGACAACGCGUUCCGUCGGCAUAUAACAAGUUCAUUAAGGAGGAAAUCCAAAGGAUUAAGGCUAGUAAUCCUGACAUCAGCCACAGGGAAGCUUUCAGCACAGCAGCAAAAAAUUGGGCACAUUUCCCCCACAUUCACUUUGGGCUAAAGCUGGAUGGCAAUAACAAGCAACCAAAACUGGACCAGACAUUUGCUGAAGCCACUCAAAAGUCCAAUGGGUACUACUAAAACCCCAUUUCCUCUCUAUAUAUGAUAUAUUUGUACAAUAUAUUUCUGAAAAACAGUAUAUGCAUAAAGGUCUCCUAAUACCCAACAGGAUGACACCAACUCCUACCUAUAUAUAAAGUGUGCCCUAACUCUUUAAAGAAGUUCAUGUUUAGCAAACAUUUUCAAGAUUAAAUAUAUGCAAUAUUUAUCAUUCCAUAUGAAAUAUAUUAUGUGCAUAACA